ACACUCUGGUACGCCGAGGGCGCGGGCGCCGCCGCCGCCGCGUCCGGCUGCGGGACGAGGGCGGCGGUGGAUGGUGGAGGUAGCGCGAGGUUGAGAUUGUGGAGACAGGAGGGAACCGGAUCAGGGUCGCGCUUCUCGAGUGGCACAACCUUUGGGGAAAAGUAGCUCUAUCACUGCAAAGACUCUUGUGAUCAUUGUCCAAGUCAUUGGGUUUUGCGACCAUCUUUUGCCGUAUCUCUGGCAGUAAUGAUUUACCAGGAUAGCUGAGUUUAUGAAACGUCAUUUCUUAAAAACAAGGACUGAGUUUGUGAAACUUCAUUUCUUAAAAACAAGGAACAAUUAUGAAAUAGAUUGCCUGGUUGAAGAACCAGACCUUAAGUUCAAUGGAUGAUUGACUUGUAGUUCUUUCAUCAUUCAUGUACCAUGGAACAUCAAAAUUCUGAGGGAUCGAACGAAGAAGUUGCACCUAUCUAUGUUCAUGUAUGUACACAAGUGCAUGCUACUUUUUGGGGCAAUGGCAGCUAGAUAAGUGCCAUUCAACAUGUCAGCCACGGGGAGGCCUUUGUGGAGGAGUUGGACUAGAAGCAAUUGGUUGUUAAGCUAGUGCAAGGAGAGCAAUCAGUAGUAUGCAAUUAAACAUUUUGGUUUCUAAUAUAGCACAGGGAAAAAGGAAAAAGAGGAAAAAAAUGAGAGCUCUGCUGUUAGAGGUGGGAUAGAGAAGAUGGAUAUAUAGAUUUUACAGGACUCUGGACCCUGGCGACAACGACCUCUUGUGGUGUUUUGUUCAAGCCAGGUUUAGAUUCUGAUAUUUGAAGCAACAGAGAUGGAAGAAUGGAAAGAACAGUUCAACAUGGAUAGGGAAUCCAUAUGUAACAUAAUCAAAUCAUUUGGGAGAUUUCAAGCUGGAAGAAGCGAUAUAAAGAUCAAAUUGGGAGGCUUCGGCUGGAGAAAACUUUGAGUGAAAUCCAAGUAUGAUACCAAACUUCUCAUUCCAAGUAAAGAUGAAUCUGACUGCACUCCUCAAUUGGGUGCCCAGGCAAGGUCAGGUGAGGCCUGAGCGCCUCAAUUUGGGUUUAGGAAGACGUCUUCCAUUGGGCACGGUCCUGAGCCAAGUGCUGGGCAGCUCAAGCGAGCACCUGAACCAGAUCAGGCUGGACUGUUUUUGGGCCCAGGUUAACUACCACUGUCCACAACCCUUUACAAGAACUUCCAACAACAGUGCCAUGGCGAGCAACCUGAACAAUACCAAAUUUGUGGUUUCUUUCAUUUUCUUCUCUUCUGGACUUGGGCUUUAUGAGGAUGAUAUGCCAAUCUGCAAUGAGCACAGCAUCGACGGCACCGGUUGGUACAAUGGCAGCUCUGACCUCCAGCUCGAGUGGAUCAAUGUGUACAACAACACGUCCAGAGGCGGUCGCUACAUCCCACGUGCAGUGGUCAUGGAUCUCAAGCCCAACACCAUUGACACCGUUAGAUCUGGGCUCUUUGGCCAGAUCUUCAGGCUAGAUAACUUCGUCUUUCGGCAGUCUGGCACAAGGAACAACUGGGCCAAGGGGCACUUCGCCGUGGGUGCAGAGCUCAUUGAUUCAAUGCUUGAUGUGGUGAGGAAGGAGAACCACGACUGCCUCCCAAGUUCGGUGGCUUCAGGCUUCAUUUGGAGGGUUCCAAGUCUGCCAUUCUUUAGGAGGAACUGGUUCUGGCAUGGGCACCCUUCUUGUCUCUAAGAUCAGAGAAGAAUACCCAGAUCGCGUGAUGCUGUCAUUCUCUGUUUUUUUAUCACCAAAGGUUUCUGAUACAGUUGUUGAGCUAUAUAAUGCCACUCUUUCAGUACAUCAGCUUGAUCAGAAUUUUGAUGAAUGUAUGGUCCUGGACAAUGAAGGCACUCUAUGGCAUUUAUUUCUGGACGCUGAAGCUUCCGAACCCUACUUGUAAGCAAUGACUGCAUUUCUACGAUAUUAUAUUAUCGUUUAAUGAAAUUGCAUCCUUCACCAUUAUUCAUUGUACCAAACUUAAAAAGAUCAGCCAUAACAUAUUGCCUUCUAUUCUUUUACUUUCAGAUUCAAUCACCUUUCUUUUUUCCUCUGGUUAAGCAUAUCGUGCCUUGUCUUAAAUCUUAAUACUUUUUGUUAACAUUAGUAAUUAACUGACUGUUGUUCAAAUUCCUGUGCCUUGACGCAAUUCUUUAUUCCUUUUCUUUUAAGAAUUCUACCGAAUAGUUCUACAUUAAUACUUUCUUAUGCUGUCUUGUUAUUUAUAUAGUAUAUGUCCUCAUUCAUUUCAGCAUAUCAUGCAUCUAUUGUUAGUCCAUUAGAUAAUCUGAUAAGAAAAGAAGCUAUCGUUUGUUAACUUUUAGCUUCAAGUCAUGUCUCUUUUUUCUGUUAUGGAGAACAUGUAUGAUGGCCCAGACUGAAUAAUAUAAAAUGACAGUAUGUUGAAGUUCUAAGUUCUCUGUGACCCCAAAGAAUCACUGUAUCAAUUGUUUAAUUUGGGUCUGUCCAUACUGCUUAUCGUGCUAUCUUGUUUAUUUAUCAUUUUUUUUAUGCUUCAGUUAGUGAUCUAAACAAUCUCAUCUCUGCUAUAACGAGUGUUGUCACAUGCUGCCUCCAGUUAUCUUGUUAUCUUGGUUAUGAUCUCCGAAGCUUGCUGUAAACUUGAUUUCUCUCCCUGCAUCCAAUUCGUCAUCAUAGUUUUUUCACCCUUGACAUCGAGGAGCUCUCAGCACUACAGGUCCCUCACUGUUCCUAAGUUGACCCAACAAAUGUGGGAUGCCAAGAACAUGUGCGCUGCUGAUCCCUGACAUGGUUGGUACCUAACUGCGUCGACCAUGUUACAUGGGAAGAUGAGCACAAAGGAGGUUGACGAGCAGAUGAUCAAUGUUCAAAACAAGAAUUCUUCCUACUUUGUCGAGUGGAUCCCAAGCAAUGUCAAUCGUGUGUAUGUGACAUUCCACCCAAGGGGCUGAAGAAGGCAUCCAUGUUCAUUGGGAACUCAACUUCCAUCCAGGAGGCGUUCAGGAGGGUCAACCGGCGGUUCACGGCCUGUUCAGGAGGAAGGCUUUUCUUGCAUUGGCAUACAGGUGAGGGCAUGAACGAGAUGGCGUUCACUGAAGGAUCUGAUAGCCAAGUACCAGCAGGAACAGGAUGCAACAGCUGAUGUGGAAGAUUAUGUGAAAGAAGAAUAGGGAGAGGAAGGGGAGGCAGCUUGAGUUGCUUCUAUCAGGAGAAUUUGUGCUCUUAUCUUGAUUUCAGCCGGUAUGGGAGGACUUUGGUUAUGCUUCUUUGAUGGAGGACAUGCUUCUGUAUUCGUGCGAAGUUUGUGUCGAACAUAACUCUCGAAUUUGAGUUGCCGAGUUGUCACGGACAAACUUCUCAACAAGAUGUUGGAUGUAAUGCUUAUGUGUGUCCGUGUCAAAUGGCAUGUUCAUGCCCUGUACAGAAUGUAAAGGGGCGGCCGAAGGCUUAUAAGUCUCAUUUUAGUUGGGUGGUGGCCUCUUUAGGCUUGUAAAUAUAGGUUGUGUCAUGUGGACACGUGCGAGAGCUUUUCGGUCUGUAAUGGAUCAUUUUACCUUUUGUUGUGCCACUGUUCAGAGCUUGUAAAGUCUGUUUGUAAUUUGCAUUGUCUAUGAAGUGUUUUU
Molecule: messenger RNA, 3631 nt
Organism: Musa acuminata AAA Group (dessert banana)
Lineage: Eukaryota; Viridiplantae; Streptophyta; Magnoliopsida; Zingiberales; Musaceae
Exons: 6
Coding region: 972-1721 (249 amino acids)
Biological process (GO): microtubule-based process
Cellular component (GO): microtubule
Molecular function (GO): GTPase activity; GTP binding; structural constituent of cytoskeleton
Source: RefSeq, a predicted model, not a curated record